Molecule: messenger RNA, 859 nt
Organism: Aspergillus steynii IBT 23096
Lineage: Eukaryota; Fungi; Ascomycota; Eurotiomycetes; Eurotiales; Aspergillaceae
Exons: 2
Coding region: 164-778 (204 amino acids)
Source: RefSeq, a predicted model, not a curated record
CUUUUUUUUUUUUUUUUUUUUCUCUAGACCGGCCAUCCUUUCGUCAACAAAAUUCCCUCGCCACGUUGACUCUGACGAUUGUUGCCCAACUCACCGCUCCAAUUUCAUCGGAGCCAGUUGUACAGACACCUUGAGGAAUUUUCCUGGUCCCAAUCAUCUCGUCAUGGCGCCCAAACGCACCCGAGACACUGAUGCAAACCCCGAAUCGCGGAAUCCUGAAGCUCCGGCCAAGAAGAGAAAGGGCUUCUCUGUCGGCCCUGCAAAUCUACCCGAUGGCACCUAUCGUCGAAAGACCCAAAAGAUUAAGUCCGACCUGAUCCAAAAAGCCAAAGUCAAGAAAGCCUACGCCAAAGUCAAGGCUGAAGAGGAAGCCGCCGGUCAACACAAGCCGACCUAUGCGAUCGCCGACGCCGAUGCCGACACUCAGAAGGAACAAGGGGACGAGCAGUCGCCGGAGUCCGCCACCUUAGAGCUUCAUCCGGAUCGACUGGCGAUGUUGAAUGAGCCGGCCCCGGAACCGACUCCCAAACCAGAGCGUUCGCAACCUCGGGACCGCCGACAGAAGAAGCCCAAACGGUCUGCGUUCACCAAAGAGAUGGAAGCCGCCGAAAAGCGUCGACAGGAAGCCGAGAAGCGGAGGGAGGAUCGCGAGUUUAAACAGAAAAACCGAGAGGACAUGUCUCGUGCCAGACGGCCGGAUCAGUUUGGUAAAAGAAGACUGGGUCGGGAAAGCAAGGUGUUAUUAGAUCGCGUGCAAAGAAUGGUUGGCCAGACAUAGAGAUGGCUUACGGUGGAACAAAAGUUUUGUCAAUGAUACCCUAACUUGAUUUCUAUUUUUUUUUUCUCUUUUUUCCCGCCG